CUGGUACCGCUCCGAAAGAUACCAGCUCCAAAUUUCCGACGAGUAUUCCCUUCUCUCGUCGUCUGAACGAGGGGCGAGCUAGAAUUUGGGUUCUUGAGCGGCCGAUGGAGCUUCCUGAAUCCUCGAAUCCAGUCUUGGCUCCCCGAUCCAAAGGUAACAGAUUCCUAGCCACCCGAGCUCCAGCUCUCGUUCUCUGCCGUUUCAUUUCAUCUUGACUGGGGUUAGGGUUCCCACAUUCUUUGUUCCCUUCGGUCUCUCUCUUCUUCGUUCGAUCGGGGAGCCAAAGAUGGAUGAAGAUAUGGACGAUUUCCGCGAUCUCUAUGGCGACCUUGAGGAUCGUGUCAAUGCGGGCAUCUCCUGUGUCCAAGAAAAUCAAUACUCCCGUUCGGCUGAGAGAACUAUGAGCAGCUCGAAGUGUGGGGGAUUCGAUUCGAUCAAUGAGGAGCACAACUCGGAUGAUCUAAUUGCUGAAGGCAAUGCGAGACCGGUGGCUUCCAACCGGGGGAUGGAAAGUCUGGCUUUUGGAAUGGAGGAGAGCGGCAACAGCAGCGACAGCGAAGGUGAUCUUCGUAUACUUUUGAACGAGGAUGACUGUUUGAAGAUGCCACCUUCACAAAGAGUAAAUCUUGGGAAUGGAGGCUUGGUGGUGGGAGAGGAUGAGGGAGGGGAAGAGGAUGAGGAUUUGGUGAAUCCUUAUGGGACUGAUUGUCCACAGAAAAAUCUGAAGUGGGAAAACCAGUUGUGGUCGCCUACUGAUGGGAUGGUGCAGGUUAGCACUGAAAGAGGGAAUACAGCAAAGUUGAGCUGCCAUGGUUGGUAUGUAGGAUCUAAUCCAGGAGGAUUCCCAUAUAAUGGAAAAACUUCAGUGCCUGGAAGAGGCGAUCGGGAUCAGCCAGUGAUGCUAUCUUCAGAGGUUACUGCAACCUGCAAUUUGAGGAUUCCUGCAUCAGCUCAAAAUGGAUAUAGUUUCACUUUGCCUCGAAAUAAGUUUGUUCUGACCAUAGACCAUUUUUGAUAUAAGUAUUGAAGCAUUGGAGCAGAAGCCCUGGAGGCAACCACAAGUGGAUAUAACAGACUACUUUAACUUCGGCCUGGAUGAGGAUAGCUGGGAAAGCUACCGUCAAAACUUGGUCCUUGUUGAUAACAUUAUGGGACAUUCUUUCAGUAUAUAGUGCCUUAAACUUUAUAAUGCCUUUAAUUCGAAUUUUCCAGGGUCAGUUUAGGCAGCAAGUGUUUGCCCUUAAUUACAAAUUAUCAGGGCUGAAUCAGGUUGACUCUGAGCUGGGAUCACCUAAAGCCAUGUUGAGUAAAGCUUCUCAGUGGGGACAUAAAGAACAGUGUUUCUUAGAUAUGGGAAAUGUUGAGGAGAGGUUAAUGGUGCUUCAGAUGCCAAAGGGUAGAGCAAUUCAGGUUGAAAGUGGUGUUGGUGAACGCACACCAUCACUAGACAUAAGGCGACCGAGAUACAGUGAUUCUGAUGUAGUGAUACAGAUUGCUACGGAUGAUUGUAUGAAGGAUGUGUCCAUUCCGUGGGGAGAACUUGAACUUGCAGAACAAGGACAUGUAGAUUGCUCAAUGUUAGAAUGUCAGAACGAGCCAAAUGAAGGAAUGUUGUCUCUGGACCAUGAUGAUCAAAGAUGUUGGAAAACCACCAAUCCUCUCAUGCAUUGCUAUCCUGGGGUGGCAGAAACUAAUUUAAGGGGACCUGCUGAAGAGGUUAAAGCCAAACUGGAGUACUCUAAGGGUGAUAGAGAGCAUUCUUUGAGAGUUGAUACCUUGCCAAUGGAAGCUGAAUUUGCUUCUGGUUUUCAAGUUAUGCAUGGUUUCAGUUCAUCUGAUAUUGAUAAUCAUUAUGAACCAUCCAAGGAUGAUGGCUGUUUGGAGAAAACUCAUGAUGCUACUGGAAAGCCAUCUUUGGAUGCAGUAACUGGACUGCAAGAGUCAGUUUUAUCUGAUUGUUAUCUUUCAAAUGAUUCCAGAAUCAAUGCAACUAAAACAGAGCUAGAAGAUAUUAAAGGCAACACUUACGACCAUCCCUUCUCUCCAGCAGGUUACAAAGGUUGGAAUACACAUGGACACAGUAUCAUCGCUGAAUUGAAUAUACCUGCAGAAGAUGAACAAGCUUUUAUACAGUCUUCCAGGAAGUGCCAGAAUGAUGUGGAUCAUUUCAAAGUGAGUGGCACAAGGGAAAGGAAGUGCCAUCACUUUACUGGUGUGGGAGGACAUUUGUCUUCUAAUAAACAAACAAAAAUGCCAACAAGUUACAAGAGUAGAAAGUAUGCUGAAAAGCAUGCUAGUGAAGAGUCUUCUACUAAAGCUUAUCACAAGAAGGGAGAUCAUGAUGCACAUCUCUGGAGGAACCAGGAUGAGAGAGACUAUUUACUUGAGAAAAGAGCUGCUGGAAGGGAUUAUUCCAUAAAACACCGUGAGUACUACUCACAUGAAUGGUGUCACGAUGAUCGAGGGGAAGGAGUUGUUGAUUGUGAGCAUUUUGACAAAUCAAUUUCAGAAUAUGGUUUUUUUUUCUUGGGAAAGGAUUCAAGCAUGGGGCACAAAAAGGAAAGGGAGAAUGAGCAUAUCAUCCGGACUGAUAGUGUAAAUUAUGAUAAUAUGAGUGAACACAGAUAUAGACAAAAACAUGUACAAGAAAUGCAUAAAAUGUAUGUACCCAAAUGCAAUAGGAAAGAGGAAAUCUUUGAUCACAGGUUCUGUAGACCUGCAUCCUGCAGUGGCAGAGGACAAAGAACCCCUGAAAGAAGAGACAAAUUUGACAAAAGUUCAUGUUUUGACUUGUAUGGAUCUAAUAAGUAUAUGGAAUAUGAUGCCAAAAGGUUGAGACAUAUUGAUGGUAGGCUGCUGGAUUCUCAAACAUAUGAACACCAUGUUGAGGAUGAAAGAGGUUGGCAUGAUUCCAGUCCAGCAAGAAAUUACUUACCUGUGUCAUGGAGGUUGCAUGAAAAAUUCGUGGAUCACAGAAAACAUUUUGCUAUUAGAGAGAUACCAUCCAUGUAUAAGAAAUAUGAAUGGCAUUUUCUUCCAAGCAGCAAGGAUUGUCAUCAUUUAUCUGAUGAAAAUGGAAACAAAUUUGAUUAUGAUGAAUCCAUUACUGAAGAAAGAGGUACAUACGUUGAUGACAUUGUUCCGGAGAAAAGAUAUGGUUGGCUUGCUAAGCCAAGACCUCAUAUUGAUGACAAAGUCUCUUUUCGGCAUCAAGAGCCAUACUUGCUUUCUCGAAAGGAAUCUUUUCUCUGUGAAGGGAGUCCAAGACAUGAGAAGAGUCUUGUUAAUCAGCAUUUAGUUGGUGGUAGAAAAUUUUCUGAUGACCGCCGAUUGGGUAAUGCUGAAAAGGAAAUAAUUAAUGAAAAAAAUGCUGCUUCUGAUGCUAGGGAACAUAAUAAAUUUGUUCUGCACAAUUUUGAUCAGCAAAGGCAUGAGCUGGCAACUUUAGUGUGCAGAGAUGCUUUCAACAUGCAUUUGAAUGGUUUGGAAAGAAAGUUCCACAAAAGAGGCAAUGGAGUUACAGUUACACACGAAAGGCAUAGAGAUGUAGCUUAUACAGUGGAUAAAGAACUCGAGACUUCCAGGUAUGUUGAAGUUGUUCGCAUGUUGGAGGUUCCUCUCCAUAUUCCAAAAUCUGAGAGAACUCAUAAUCACCCAACCAACUUGAAGAAGAGAGUGAAAGAGUUAAAGUCAGAAGAACAUUCAGAUGAUCACUUUGUUAAGAAAUGUGAAGGCAAACAUCCUAUUUCACAAGGUCAUGAUGAUGAUGAGAUUGAAGAGGGUCAGGUGAUAGAAGAUUCUGAUGAUCAACAUGUGGUGUCAACGACUAAAGAUUGGAAUCGUGAGAAAAAAGUAGCAUUCCCUACAGUUACAGCAAGCCGGAGAGCUAAUGUAGGAGAGAAAAAACAAGCAAAAGAAUCUACACCAGAUAAUAAGAUAUUUGUGGGAUAUGACAGCAAUCGCAUACUUGAGACACUAGCAAAGAUGGAAAAGCAUCGGGAACGGUUCAAAGAACCGAUUGCUCUGAAGCGAGGACCUGAGAAGACUCUGAAUUCACAGUUGGAGGUUGCAGCUGUAACAGAUGAAGUUAAUCAACAGAGGCCUGCCAGGAAACGGCGGUGGGGGAGGGCAUUCAUCUGAGUAGACCAUCAUAAUGGCUUUGGAGUAUUUUGAGAAAACCACCUGUUGCAUUCCCUGUGAAGCUGAAUAAUUUCCAAUGACGUUGAUCUAAAGACGAAGUGCUCCUGAUAUUAUGCUGCUGAACUAUCUCUCUCUCUCUCUCUCUCUCUCUGAUGUACAUCAUUGUUUCUUUAAUUUGCUUCAUACUGCAGU
Messenger RNA from Elaeis guineensis (African oil palm), 4332 nucleotides. Lineage: Eukaryota; Viridiplantae; Streptophyta; Magnoliopsida; Arecales; Arecaceae. The record is from RefSeq and is a predicted model, not a curated record.